Messenger RNA from Fragaria vesca subsp. vesca, 2624 nucleotides. RefSeq lists its product as uncharacterized. NCBI's taxonomy places the organism in Eukaryota, Viridiplantae, Streptophyta, Magnoliopsida, Rosales, Rosaceae. The transcript is spliced from 6 exons. Bases 122 to 2440 code for a protein of 772 amino acids. The record is from RefSeq and is a predicted model, not a curated record.
ACCCAUCCACACACUGCUUGCUCGCUUCCUCGCUUCCUCGUAUACGUCUCUCUCUCUCUCUGUCUCCUCUUCAGUUCAGUUCAGUUCAGUUCUCAGAUAUAAUUGAGCCAGAUCUGUAGAUAUGGGGACCUCAAACUCCAAAAUUGAGGAAGACAAGGCCCUGCAGCUCUGUCGAGAAAGGAAAAAGUUUGUUAAGCAGGCGCUUGAUGGCAGGUGCUCCCUCGCAGCCACUCACGAUAUGUAUAUUCAAUCACUCAAGAGUACCGGAACUGCUCUUAGGAAAUUCGUCGACUCUUCUGGCACGGCUCCUCUUGAUUCUUCUUUGUACACUUCCACUAGUGCAACCCCUGAGCCUCUUCUUCAAAUUCACAAGUCACUCUCUCAUUUCUCCUUUUCUUCCCCGUCUGCGUCCCAACGCAUUGAUGCCACUGAUAAUUACUCUCCCUCUCCUUCUCCUCCCAAUUCUACUCUAUUUCAUGCCAAUCAUAUGAAAGCCAGGGGUAGCUUUUCUAAAAAGGUCGAAGAAAAACCUCCUAUCUCUAGUACUGCAACAGUGACCUCCUCUAGUACCCCACAGAAUACCACGCCUCGCUCUGUUGGAAAUUCCGAAACAUCACCAUUUGGAGAUUCUUCACUCCCAUCCGAAACUCCACCAUGGGAUUACUUUGGUAUUUUUCAUCCGAUUGACCAUCAGUUCUCUUCUCAAGAAGGGAAGACCAUGAACCAAAGUUUUGAACAUACUGAUGACAUAAGACGGCUUAGGGAAGAGGAGGGAAUUCCUGACCUGGAAGAUGAAGAAGAGAAGGCCACUUUUCAUGAUAGGGAAGACUCUCACGAUUCUGAAGAUGAAUUUGAUGAGCCAGCUACAGACACUCUGGUUCGAAGUUUUGAAAACUUUAAUAGAGUACAUGAUCAUGCUGAAGCUAGUGCUUCACCUACAGUACCUUCUGCGGGAAGUGCAACUUCAGAAACUGAGUUGAAAGUACAGAAAAGCAACUCUCCUGAUUUGUCGCCAUUGAGAGCCCCAUCAUCAGUAGUUGUGCCUGAAACUGACUCUAAUAAAGCUACAUUGAAGGAAGAUUGCUUGGAAAGUAAGGUGGCCCCAAAAGAUCUUGUUUUAAGCAUGAAAGAUAUUGAAUUUCUCUUCAUAAAAGCUUACGAGUCUGGUAAAGAAAUUCCUAAGAUGCUUGAAGCGAAUAAGUUGCAUUUUCGACCAAUAUUCCAAGCAAAAGAAAGUGGAUCAUUUUCUUCUACAUUCUUGAAGGCUUGUUUCUCCUGUGGUGAAGACCCUAGUCAAGUUCAGGAAGAGCCUGCUCAAAAUUCCGUGAAAUACUUAACUUGGCAUAGGACCACAUCGUCUCGAUCCUCUUCAUCAAGGAAUCUCUUGGGAGCAAACUUAAAAGAUGAUAGUGAGAAUCUUGCUGGCAACCUCUUUGAUAACUUCUGCAUGAUCUCAGGCAGUCAUGCCUCAACCUUGGAUAGGUUAUAUGCGUGGGAGAGGAAGCUUUAUGAUGAGGUUAAGGCUAGUGAGAUGGUCAGAAGGGAUUACGACUUGAAGUGUAAGAUAUUAAGGCAACUAGAAUCAAAAGGAGAAAGUUCUCAACAAGUUGAUAAAACUCGCGCUGUUGUUAAGGAUCUACAUUCAAGAAUCAGAGUUGCUAUUCACAGGAUUGAUUCUAUAUCAAAGAGGAUUGAAAAUAUACGAGACAGAGAGCUCCAGCCACAACUCGAGGAGUUGAUUCAUGGGUUAACUCGGAUGUGGGAAGUGAUGCUUGAAUGUCACAAGCUUCAGUUUCUAAUUAUCUCCAUAGCUUACCACAAUGGCAACACUAAGAUAUCUGUACAGUCAGAUUCACAUCGUCAGAUUACUCUCUAUCUUGCAGAUGAACUCAGCAAUCUAUCCUCAAGUUUUAGUAAGUGGAUCGAUGCUCAAAAGUCCUAUUUGCAGUCUAUAAAUGGAUGGCUUUUGAAAUGUGUAUCCAUUGCUGAGAAGUCUUCCAAAAAGAAAAGGAGGCAACCAGAAAAAAACCCCUUGAGAUUCUGUGGCCCUCCAAUAUAUGCCACAUGUGGUGUCUGGUUUGAUAAGCUUGAGACUUUGCCUGCCAGUGAAGUUACAGAGGCUAUAAACACUUUAGAAACUGAAAUUGCCAGUUUUGUACCUCGCCAAGAAAGGAAAGAGGGUAAACAUCCAAACUAUUCAGGUUUAACAUCUCGCAAGGAUGAUAGUGGAAUUGACUCUGCAGUUAAUAUGUUGAGAGAUGAAGUUUUGCCUUCCUCGAUCUCCAGUUUUGAUCGUUUCCAGACAAGCUUGGCGGGGUUUUGUGGUAAGUUGAACAAGUUUGCAGAGGCUUCUGUUAAGAUGUAUGCAGAAGUUCAGGUGGCCAUUCAACGUUCAAAGAGCAAUUAUGACCAGAUUAAAUCUAAAUCUGGAGUUGUUUAAUGGAUUGGACACGCAGGGAAAAUUAUAUUCCUUUGACAGGAGUUUGUGAAAAAAAAGAUAAACAUAAAGCAUUUUGGGAUACAAGUUGAAUUGGGAUUCGGAAAUGGAGUUUGUAUACGAGGAGAAAAAAUAAAUGCAAUUCGCCUCCAAGUUUGACAUUGGUAUAGUUGUAAUUACAUGGGUU